Molecule: messenger RNA, 5276 nt
Organism: Trichoplusia ni (cabbage looper)
Lineage: Eukaryota; Metazoa; Arthropoda; Insecta; Lepidoptera; Noctuidae
Gene: RhoGAP19D
Product: rho GTPase-activating protein 23-like
Exons: 10
Coding region: 583-2994 (803 amino acids)
Biological process (GO): signal transduction
Source: RefSeq, a predicted model, not a curated record
AGCUGUCUAAUCCUUAACUAAUGAUACUAAGAACUACUUUAACAAAGUGCCACUUAAGGUAACGUGAUAAUGAAAAUAAUAAACGUUAUUUUACAAUAUUUAUCUUUCUGUGUAUAAUCACUGGAGCAUUACCUAUGCUAAUAUUAUUAAAAGGUAGAGUUUAUCAGUAACUGAAGUCGUAGGGGUAAACUCAAGAACUAUUAAACCGAUUUGAAAAUGAUUUAACCAAUGACAGUUGCAAUAUUUGUGAGUAAAUAUUCCCUGAUGAAGUGUGCUCGUUUCUGAUAGUUUUAUAAUACUCAAUUUAAUACUCUAUCGUGUAUACAAUAGUCGCCAUAACACAUAUUACACAAUGAUUUAAUGUGAUAAUGGUAUUAGUAUUAUCCUUCACAGUACGUCAAACAACGAUUAAUUAAGUCUAAUAAGAAAAUUACUCGUUUUCAAUGUUUAUUUUGCCAUUACUGCUCUCUGUAUAACUAUUGCUAUGUGGACAGUCGUUACGGCUAAUGGGUUUAGAGUUAAAGACUCGCUUAUCUGUCAUUCUGUGUGUGACUGUGACAAGACGAAGAACUGUGAACGGAAAUGCAGUGGGUCCUCCGAAAAUUAUAUCUAAAACUCAAAUUUAUUCUGAUGUGCUUGAGCCCCGGCGCGGUGACCGGCGGCGGCACGGAAGCGCAGCCGGGUUCUCGGGACGCGCUCGACGUGCGCUACUCACUAGCUGCCCUAGCUGAUGACUACACGAAGAGGAAACACGUGGUCAGGGUGACCACGGCAGCAGGCGCUGAACUAUUACUACAGGCCGAAGGCGCAGCAGACGCACAAAGAUGGCUGGCAGCUCUCCGGCGCCACUCCGCCGAGCCGCCGCCGGUGGAGCCGGCGCAGACGCAGGCGGCGCCCGCGCUGCCCGCCGCGCCCGACUGCCCCUCGCCGCUGCCGCCACAGCGCAGUAAGAAGAUCGGCAGGAACCGCUCGCCUACCGGCCCCCCAACCCCCACUCUGCCAUCAUCCCCUAAGAACAAGACGUGGAAGGGUCGCAUGGCGAAGCAGUUGCGACGCAUGCACGGCGGGGCCGCGCCGGCCGCCGCGCCCGCGCCCGGCUGGCUCGGCGCCGCGCUCGAGCGCUGUCCGCACGACCCCGAACACCCGCUCGUGCCCAAAGCUGUCACACUGCCCGCACAUGCUGUGGAGGCUUACGGUCUCCGCACAGUGGGCGUGUACCGCGUGCCGGGCAACGCGGCGGGCGUGGCGGCGCUGGCGGCGGCGCUGGACCGCGGCGAGCCCCCGCCCACCAACGACGCGCGCUGGGCUGACGUGCACGUCGCCUCCAGCCUGCUCAAGGCAUACCUCCGCCGCCUGCCCGACCCCCUGCUCACAGCUGACCUGUAUCCUGCGUUCAUAGCUGCCGAUCGGUCACCAGAAAGAGCACGGGAGCUGCGGCGUCUAGUCCGCGCACUGCCAGACGCGCAUUACGAAACACUCAAGUACCUGAUCCAACAUUUGCGACGAGUGGUCGCACACUCCGCCUACAAUAAAAUGGAGGCGAGAAACUUGGCCAUUGUGUUUGGACCAACGUUGGUCCGCGCUGCCAGUGACGACAUGCUGGCCAUGGUCAAUGACAUGUCCAGCCAGUGUCGCAUCAUUGAAUCUUUCCUUACUCACUAUGACUGGUAUUUCGAAGAAGAAGAGGGUGACCCCCCAGUGGACCCGCCACCUUCAGCAGAGGAGCUGUCCCCUGCGCCAGCGCCUUCCAGAGACUUACUAAUACACAACGUUAAAAAGAUUGAAGGCAAGGACGUUUCAACACGAGACAUCGUUUCAUCAAUAAUAUCGGCGGCGAACCGCAAGAUCCAGCGCAAGCCGCGCAGCAAGCCCGACAAGAAGGAGGACAAGCGGUCCCCGUGCGGGUCCCCAGCGGGCGGGUCCCCGGCGGGCGGGUCCCCGGCCGGCGGGUCCCCGCCGCCCUCGCCGCUGUGCGAGCCCCCGCACCACCUCACCACCGCGCUCGCCGACUACGACGGCCUGCACCACUGCGACGGCCCGACCAACAAAAACGAGUUAGAGACGUUGCCAGCGCUGGGCCGCGGUCGCCAAGAGCUUUCGCGGCAUACACACGCGCUCACCAACUUCUCAAUAGAUGGAACCGGGGACUUGGUGUCGUCUCUGACCAGCACGUUCGACCAGAAGUUGCGCACGCUGAACAACUCGUCGCCGCUCGACGACGGCAGCAUCCCGUACGCGGACGAGUGUCAGGACGAGACCGAGGAGGGCAAGUCCAGCGCCAGCUCGCCUUCUGACGGCGCGGGCAGCGAGCGUGACGAGCGGGACGAGCGUGACGAGCGCGGGGAGCGGGUGUCCCCCGCCGCGCGCGCGCACGAACUGAAGGCCGCGUGGCUCGCGCGGGACCACCGACACUCGUCGUCCUCCAGCGCGGACGACGAGCGCGCCUGGCCGCGCCGCGCCCCGCGCGAGGACACCGACGACUCCGAGAAGGAGAACUGCGGCGGGCCGGCGGCCGCGGCGCGGGACCACAAGCGCAACAGCGCCGCGCUCGAGCCCGCGCCGCCCGCCGCCAGCGCGGACGACGACGGCGCCAAGCUGAAGCGCUCCGAGUCCCUCCCGCGCGAGCCCGAGCGCGCCGCCCGCGUGCUGCGCUCCGAGAGCCUCAACUGCCGCAGCGAGCGGCCGCAGCGCUCCGACUCGCUGGGCAAGGCCGAGCGCCGCCCCGAGCGGGAGCGGGACUGGGCGGGCGUGCGGCGCCGGGACGCGGCCGCCUGGCGCUCCACCAAGCUCAAGCGCAAGAACGGCAUGCCCGAGCGCGGCAUCAAGCGGCGCCACACGGUGGGCGGCACCAAGGACUUCGACAAGGACGGCUGGUCGGCGCGCCACACGCGGACCUCCUCGCCGGACCUGUCCUCGGACCUGUCGGAGCUGGCGCGCGUGUGGCCGGCGCCGCUGGUCCCGCCGCCGCGUCCGCCGCUCGAGUCGCACGUGUGACGUCACACCUACUCCGUCUAGACGCGGAUCAGUGCUACGCUCGCUGCUAGUGAUGUGUCGGCUCCGGACUCAUCUCGACCGAACCCUAUGAACGACUAUGAAAAGUACACGUCUCUUUAGUUACGACCCCUUCCCGGUGCCUAUUUGUUCGAGUGGUGCUGUUUUGAUAGUUUUCUUUUGUGCCGACGGAGAACGAACCUUCUUAUGAAUUAGUUUGAAUUAUAGCAAAACAAUAUAGUAUUUUACUAUUCUAAAAUUUUCUAACAGAAGUCUGAUUUACAUUUAUCCAUUACCACGUCGAUACUAACAGUUCGAAACUUCAUUUCGAGAGAGGCUAUUAUUUGAUUCGAUUCAAUUGACUGAAUAGAUUAGGUCACAAAUAUCUAUCUAUAUUGUAUAAUAUUACGAAUGAUUAUAAUACUCAGAGUCGUUUACUUCAUUAUAGCAUGUAUAGAAUUUUAAAUUCCAUGCGUAUUACAAUAUUUUUCAAUUUGAUUAUCUCAAACUGAGGCGUAGGUUAUAGUUAUUAUAUUAUAUCUAUAAAUAAAAUACAAAACAAAAGUGAUUCAAAUAAAAAUUAUGAAUUCAGUAGUGCAAUACCUUUUAUAAGCGUGGACUAGAUGGAAACAAUCUGUAAAACAUGAAUUCAAUCUACUAGUGGAAGUCUAAACAACUUAGCUCACUAAAUAAUGCCAAAGAAUGAUAUGAAACUGACGUAGUAACAGAAUAAUGCAUGCGCGGAGCGUAUCAGAGUGAAGGAACGAAUCGGUGAACGGAAUGCAAGGACACGACAACGUCGUACUUUCAACGAAGUGACCAUAUCAAGGACAUGAUGUCGCACUUUCCAGUAACAAAAUAUUUAGUAAGUACUCAAGAAGUACCUGGCGAGAGCCCUUCCACACGUCUACAUUAUUUGUUUGUAGUGUGACUCCCUUUGUAGGUAAACAACUACUAUUGCCGGAGUCGCUGUGGAACUAUGACGUUAAAGAGUGCAAAACAAAUGCAUAAUACAUAAAAUUAGUGCUACUAGUACGUAGUUAGAGCAGACAAUGAAACUUUAUUAGAUAUGGUGCCUGCAGAGUGCGGGCUUUAUGUAUAACUCGUAUGAUAAGUGUUAGAUACCCGCGCGGGUACACGAUAUUCUGACCACACUACUGUAACACCACUUAGAUAUAAGCCGUAACAUAAGAGUUAAUAUAGGUUCUCCUGAAGUUUCGUAAUAGUGAUUUUAGAAAUGGAUUUAUGAAAAUGAAAUGCAUACAUCACCUACUUGCCUUCGCAAUAGUUUUAGCUGAUUCGAAUUUUAUGCACAAUUCUCAAUUAUAAUAUAGAUAACUUGUACGAAUUGAAGUUACCUUGUUGUGUCUCCUCUUGACAACAAAACUAUGAGUACGACGAUGAUUAAUUAGAUUAUAUUGUCAGAUGUUUGUAGAUCGUAAACACUAUGGUUUCAUUUACAAAUUAUGAAUGGGUGUUUAAUUGUAAAUAAUGAAUGCAAUACGUCUUAUGUAAUAAUGUUAAAGAUAUUCACUAUAAUGGUAACAAUAGUUAUUAUGUAGGUGUGUGCCAGCUCGGGCGACUAACAGACGUCAGCACUACAUUACAGUGAUAAUAAUAAACGUGAUCCCUCUUAGCUUUGUAAAAUUGUACAUUUCUUUUAUGAUUAAUUUAUAUUAAAUUUGUUAUCGUAGCUUUGUUGAAUGCAAUUAUUUUUUAUUGUUUUGUUUAUCAAAGAAGUAUUUUAGGCUAAAUUCAAUUGUUAUUUAUUUGUGAGAGAUGUAAAACGUGAUUCGGCACUAUUUCAUUUUGAGUAAAAAUGUAAUUAUUCUUGUAAAUAUUUUCGUCGACAAAAUAAUGUUUUAGACUUUCGUUCUUGAACUUUUAAAAAUUUAUAUACCAUCUUUUACGUUAAGACGAUCUCAAGUUUGUUGAAUGUUUGCAAAGCGUUCCUUUUAAAGUUUUAUUUGUAAAUAUAUCAUUAAUUAAUGUAGGAACAGUGAAUUUACUAAUUUUACUGGAUCAUAUUGUAUGUAGACGGUAGGUGGCAGUAGUGAGCCGCUCGAUUCACAAUAAAAGACAUGUCUCGGCCGAGUCGGCUCGCCAGUGUCCGCUUGCAACAGAUUUGUAUUCAAAUAAUCUAUUCAUGUUCUUCGUGUAAUCAGCUAUGAAAUUCAAAUAAACACCUUUAAAGACAUUUGCAAAUAUGGAUGAAUCCAGAUUUUCAAUAUUUGUCAUUGUGUAUAUUUUGGAGCAAUGAAAAUAAAAUAUUGAAUCAAUAUAAA